AUGAUUGAAUCUCAGGAAUUAUGCAUUAAUGCACUUAACAAUGUGAGAAGACCUCCUGAAAUAGAUGAGUCACCAUCUAAUAUGAUUUUUCAUAGCAAUACUUCUACAUCUUUGGUUAAUUUUGAGGGUGAAACUAUUGGCUUGUCUACGAGCUCUAAAGAUGAAGUAAGAAAAAAGGAAAUAGAAUUUACUCCCAAUGUUACUAAUCGUAAACGUAAAUUGAGGAUAGAUUCUACAGGUACUGAGAAUAUCAUUGGGGCAACCCCAUUAUCUCCCUACUCUAUUUCUGCUGAUUAUGCAGUUAUGCUAAGCGAUAAACUCGGACUAUCGCAUAUCUCUGACUUAGAUACUUUAUCAUUAAAGUCUUUAAUUGAAGUUAGGGAAAAGGAAAUUUCAGAGAUGAUCUCAACAUUUAGCUUUGAGAAAGCGCAAUAUAGAGUUGAGAUCUUGAGAUUAAAAGAUAAAAUAAAAGAGGAGAAGAAGGAGAACUCGAAUUUAGAGAAUGAACUGAAAGAACGAGAUAGAGAAGUGUUGGAUUUAAAAAUGAGAUUGGAUGAGCUUGAAUCAGAGAAUAAAUCUAUAAAAGAAAGCUAUGAAGCUUUAAUUGAAGCUGAGAAGCAUGCUGUAUGUCACUUAAAAAGAGAAUUGCAACAAGAACGAGCAAUAAGUUCUUCCUUAGAGGAUUAUAGGAGUCGCUUUAAUGAACAGCAAGAUUAUAAACUUAAAUAUAAUGAAGCUAUUAAGAGGAUUCAGACAUUGGAAUUAGAAUUAAUAUACAAUAGGAGUAAUCAGCGUUCAGUAUCUGAUGAUAACAUAUACCUUUCUAGUGAAAAUAGCAUACCUAUUAUAUUAGGGAGAUUAGAUGAACCUAAAAUAGCUUUUCAAGAUGGAAAUAUAAGAAAGACUAGGAGUCUUGAAGUUUCUAUAGAGAUCAGAGAUAAUUUUGAUAAUAAGUUAGUACAAAGUAGCUCUAAAUUACGUGAUAUAGAACUGAUUAGCAGAGAAAAUAAGAUAUUGAUGGAAAGCUACUUAAAAUUGCAAGAAGAGCUAGAGGCUGAAAAGAACAAGUUAUUAAUGGCAAAUAUUCGUCAGAUAACACAGAAGCCGUUAUUGAUAUCAUCAUGUACAAAUACUAAAUUGACUAUGAAUAAUAUUUCUGAGAUGGAAUCUAAUAUUAACUAUACAAAGCUUAAAUUUCUAGAAUUGAAGACAAGAAAGGUAGUCUCAUUAAAUAUUGUAGAUAUAUAUGUCAAAAAUAGAUUUCAGUGCGUGAAGUGUGUAGAUUAUAAAAUACAUGGUACUUAUACAAGAGAUAAUAACUCUCAAACUGAUUUAAAUAGUUUUGUUAUGGAGAUUAAAAGAGAAAAUAGUUUAGUCCAUUUAGGUCAAAUUUGUUAUAUCCAAUGUAUUGAAGAGGACUUAAUGAAUAACGAAGAAGAUCCAAAUUUAUCCUUAUUUAACUUGGCAUUUGAGAACUAUCAUUUAACACCCAAUUUACUAAAUUUGAAACAGUAUACAUUUGAAGAUGAAGUUUUUGGACAAAAAAGAGUAGUACCUAUAGAAGAAUAUUCAGUAACUACAAUUAAAAGUGUUGUCCCACUUUUUGCAAAGUCUGAAUUUCAUAUUAAGAAGGAAUUGGUUAGAAAAGUAUUAUUAUUAUUUGCUGAUUUAAGGGAAGAUUUGGAAGAUAUUAGAAAGUCUAUGUGUUCUAUAUUUCAAAGCCCACAGAACAUGUUUUCAAUUGUAAAAUCCAUAUUAUGUAGUGAAGAAGAUAUAAAUAAUAUUAAUAAUAAAAAUAUAUUCUUGUAUGAUGUGUCAAUUUCAUUAGCCAAAAUAUAUCGUUUAUGCCUUGGAAAUAUGAGCCAUGUUGAAUCAUUAAUUCAGUCUCAACAAAAUGAAUGGUAUAGAUGUUUCGAUACAUUACAGAAUCAUAUUUCGAGAUUAUAUAAAGAGAAGAGUGAACUUUUGGAUGAGAUAAAUAAUUUAAAGGUAUGUUUAAAAAAUACAGAAGAUGAGAAGAAGAGAAUAAAUAAUGAAAUGUACGAUAUGAAAGAUGAUACUAUAAGCUGUUAUACCUUUAAAGCAGGUAGUAUAUGUGAUUCUGAUAUAAAUGACCACUGUACUUUCGAUUCACCAAAACUGAAGGCAUCAAUAGAUGAUAUUGAAAAGUCAAUUCACAAGGACAAUAAUGAAUAUAUAAACGAGGUUGAAAAAUCUGGAGGUGAGCAAAUAGAAUCGUGUUUUGGAAAUCUGAAUAGAGAAAAUGAGAACUUAGAUAAAACUAUAAUUAAGACUCAGAUAGAGGGUUCAUCCUUAUAUAGUGAACAUACAGAAAAAAAGUCCGAAAUAAGUAAAUUCGAUAAAAUAAUCGAAUUACAAACCAAAAUACGUUCAAUAAGAAAUCAUAGAAAUGGUAGGAGCCUAAUUGAAAUGUCCAGUAAUCAACAAAUAAAUGUAGAUAAUACUACAGACAGUGACACCAUAACUAUAAGAAGAUCUCAUUUGGAAUUAUUUGGUACUACUAAACAUAAAGUAAUGGCAUCUCCCUUAUCAAAGGCUUUAUCGAAUAGUUUAAAGCCACCAUUACUUCCUAUUAUGCAAAAUGACUCAUUCGAUAAUAUGGAAGAUAUAUCGAGUACAGUGUUAAUGUUGAGAUUACAUCGAUAUCAUAAAUAUUUUGAGUUAUUACAGAAUCACAUAACUUUUUUAACAAUGGAAAGACAGAAAAUACAACUCACUUAUGAAAGAGAUGUACAGUCUGCUCAUAUUGAAUUACUAUCUUCUAAACUUCAGUUAGAAGCUAGGGAGGCUGAAUUAAGAAGCCUAAGCGAAAAGUAUAAUAGCUCUGUUGUGACUUUUGAAGGAAAUAUCAAUCAUAUAAGGCUAUCUGCUAGGGAUGAAAUAGAAAGAUUGUGGAAACCGAAAUUAUUUGAAAAGGACGAGAAAUGCAAAGAAUUAAAAAACCAGAUUCAUUCUUUAGAAGCCGAAAUUUUGCUAUUACGCCAACAACUUUCAUUUAAGGAGAAAAUCACGAACAAAUAUUCUUUAGUUGAUAAAAAUGAUGAAUCUUUCAGGCAGUUAUAUAUGACAGAGAAGAGUGCAAUUGAAAAUGAUUGCCCUAAAACUGAUGAAUCAGAUAUAUCCUCUCCAAUAUCAAAUAACAGUGAUGGUAAUCAAAAUUUGUCAGUUUUGAAUACAGCCUUAUUAAAAUUAAAGUCUGCAGUUUUUGAAAGUUCAAUGAAUGGUCAAUGCAGCUUAAAGUAA
Molecule: messenger RNA, 3264 nt
Organism: Cryptosporidium muris RN66
Lineage: Eukaryota; Apicomplexa; Conoidasida; Eucoccidiorida; Cryptosporidiidae
Exons: 1
Coding region: 1-3264 (1087 amino acids)
Source: RefSeq, a predicted model, not a curated record